Molecule: messenger RNA, 276 nt
Organism: Trypanosoma brucei brucei TREU927
Lineage: Eukaryota; Euglenozoa; Kinetoplastea; Trypanosomatida; Trypanosomatidae
Exons: 1
Coding region: 1-276 (91 amino acids)
Source: RefSeq, a predicted model, not a curated record
AUGUUUUUGAACUUCUUGGACAACUCCCUACCAAGAAUACAAUGGAUUUGGAAUUGCGUGGGUGCCUUUUUGUGCUUCAAGUUUGUGUUGGAGGACCCACAUCACUGUUGGUAUUUGUAUUUCCUCUACGUCUACCCCUACCUGCAGGAAAAGGGAUAUUUGCUCUCCCAAAUGCAAAGACUCUUUUGGUACUUCUCUUUGUUUUGUUCCCUCAGCUCCCCUCCCUUCGCAACAACAAAAAAUACAGGGGAAAGGAGCUUGAAGAAGAACUGUUAG